Phytophthora nicotianae INRA-310 is the source of this 466-nucleotide messenger RNA. RefSeq lists its product as hypothetical. Lineage: Eukaryota; Oomycota; Peronosporomycetes; Peronosporales; Peronosporaceae. Bases 55 to 420 code for a protein of 121 amino acids. The transcript has a single exon. The record is from RefSeq and is a predicted model, not a curated record.
AAUUGCGUGCAUGUUUGAGCUGCAGAAGCUCGCUCUCGUAAACAAAGCGCGAAAAUGGCAGCAGUGCACGUUGUCACACCUUUAGCAGAAUGGUCGUUGAACAAUGCAGCUGACCACUUGUCCGGCCUCACGGCAGUAUUAAGUAGAAAUCAUGGCAAACUUCGACGUUAUACCAAACUUGACGAGAAGUUGCGGCAAUUGGAUUUGUGCGUGAUUGCAUUUUGGUUCACGUACGCGAAUCGUAGUCACACCGACGAGGGGCUAUCCAACGGAGUUUCACCAAAAAACAUGGGCGUCGUCAGUUUGUCGCUCGAAAGCCCUCCAAAGCCUACACUACCUGCACAAGCGCCAAAUACACGUGCACACUGCUCCGAUACGACCAAGCAACAACAACAGCAUCCGUUCGCUACAAAAUCCUGAUCGACAUACGUUAAACUUGAAGUUUAGCCCCGAAAAAUCGCGUUUU